Messenger RNA from Neurospora tetrasperma FGSC 2508, 1570 nucleotides. RefSeq lists its product as uncharacterized. The record is from RefSeq and is a predicted model, not a curated record. The transcript has a single exon. NCBI's taxonomy places the organism in Eukaryota, Fungi, Ascomycota, Sordariomycetes, Sordariales, Sordariaceae. Bases 57 to 1559 code for a protein of 500 amino acids.
CUCAGACAAGUUCGUUUCCCAUCAAAGAACUUUCGAUCCACCACCGGCAAAUCACAAUGCGCGAUGACAACGACCCGUUAAACGACUUCCUGAAGCCCUUCAGGAAGUUCAAGGAGCACGUCGACGACAAUAUCGGCGCCGGCUUUCACACUAUUCUCGACACGCUUCUAUACCUUACGCCGUAUCAGCUGUCCAGACGAGAUGCUCCGUCCUCACCAGCCCUGGGCACCGACAUCACUCGGGGCAAGAACUUACCCGAUAUCCGUGCCUAUGAGAAAAAUAAGGACUCUGAAGAGCUGGAGCGUUAUUUUGACGAGCUGCAAAGAAAUGGCACCAACUACUUUGAAGCAGCCCGCGCCUGGAGGCUGUUUCUGCUACGCUCCAAUUACUCCCCGGUUCGCCUUUCUCUCGAGCUCGGCUGGAAACCCGUUCCGAAGGGCCUGACUCCGGAAAUGGAUCCCAAUCAGUUUGGAUGGGAGGACGCCUUUGAGGAUCUUCUUGCCGAAAGCUCGGCCAAGCCUAUGAGGAGUCUCGACUCCCACUGCUUCACCAAACAAUACCCUCUCUAUCCAAAGUACCUUGAACAGAGCAAAACCGUGACCCCGGAUAUGCUCCGAGCACUUGAUAUGGACCAGAGAAUACGCUUCCGCAAACUUGACGAAGCCUGGUUCCCCCUCUACUCUCGCCUGUUCGUCGAUGCCUCCGACCGCCGCUACUGCUCGCCUCGCAGUAUGGACGAGUGGAUUGAAUGGAGAAAGGCGGAGGCGGAAAAGGCCGACUUCCACUAUAACAUCCUUUCUCAGCUCGUGUCAAACCUCGGAAUCGAUGCUUCUCGCUGGGCCGACAAGAACAGAAAUCGGGACGAAGCCGUUCUGGAAAUGCAAGGACGCAUCAUCAAUGAUGUCAGCAACACGCUUGGCGACGUCGUUGACAUGUCCAACGGCUUUUUUGACAACCUGACAUGGUUCAUCAACAAGUUCGACCGUGCGUUAACCGAGGAAACAGAACGGGAAUCGAAGAAGAGAUUGCAAAGUCCCAGCUCAAACGACAAGAAGCAUCCUGACACAGAGCAGGAUUUGACCGAUGUCAUCUUGUCAGCUUUCAACGAGUCCAACCGUUCACUGAGCACGCUGUUCAAGUCCUUUGCGAACGAGCUCAAGGACACCAAGCGCUUCUUCGAUGACUGGAUCGAUUCUAGAGAUGUUGACAGUCUUACAAAGUCUUCCGAUACCGCUGUCACUACUAGAGACAACAGCACCGUCACCACCACCACCACCGAGAAGGACGGGGUGACCGAAGUUGUCAAGAAGGAAGAGUACACCGACGCAUCCGGUGCGGUACAUGUCAAGCAGGAAAUCAUCAGGAAGGAUGCUGAGGGCAACGUUAUCAGCAGAUCGAGCAGCCACUCGGUCCAAAGUAAGCGCUCUUGGUCUUUUGGCAACUUCGGUGCUGAUGAAGACGCCAAGUCCUCCCUCGCCGAGAAGGGCCGUGACCAGGACGGAAACACUAAGGAUGAUGACGGCAAGGAUGGGAAAAAGGAUGGGUGGUUCUGGAAGUAAACCUUUCAGUG